GAGGCUGGGAGGGAGCGGGAGGAGAAGCGCCCGGCCCCGUUCCCGACGGUCCGAAGUAGUGCGGCGCGGGGCCGGCACGGACAUGGCGAGCCCGUGUUUUCCCAGGCAACACGCAAAGACACUGUGGUAUGACCGCCCACGGUAUGUUUUCCUGGAGUUCUGCGUGGAGGACAGCACAGAUGUUCAGGUUGUCAUUGAGGACCACCGAUUGGUGUUCAGCUGCAAAAACGCAGAUGGAGUAGAAUUCUACAAUGAGAUCAACCUGUAUGCCAGGGUGAACUCCAAGGACUCACGAGAGAAACGUUCUGACCGCUCCAUCACAUGCUUUAUGAGGAAGUGGAAGGAGAAAGUGGCCUGGCCCCGCAUCACCAAGGAGAACAUCAAGCCAGCCUGGCUCUCCGUUGACUUUGACAACUGGCGAGACUGGGAAGGGGAUGAGGAGGUGGAGAGGGCCAUGGUGGAGGAGUACGCAGAGCUCCUGCAGAAGGUGACGGACAAGGCCCCCCCCCCGACCAUGGAUGACCUGGAUGACGACCUCUGAAGCCCAGCUCCUCAUAGACAGCGCGGCUCCUCAAAGCCCUCCCCGUGCGCCAGCAGCGCACAGCAACGAGCCGGGACACGGGCGAGGAAAGCGGAGCCCCGAGGAACGACGCCGGUUUGCGGCAGAGUGCGGCGGACCCCAAAGCACGGCGGCGAGAGCUGCACGCUCUUCCAGUGCCGAUUACGCGCGGGGCAAUAAACGCGAACCGCUGCCGCGA
Molecule: messenger RNA, 758 nt
Organism: Gallus gallus (chicken)
Lineage: Eukaryota; Metazoa; Chordata; Aves; Galliformes; Phasianidae
Gene: PTGES3L
Product: prostaglandin E synthase 3 (cytosolic)-like
Exons: 7
Coding region: 83-541 (152 amino acids)
Biological process (GO): protein folding; chaperone-mediated protein complex assembly
Cellular component (GO): nucleus; cytosol
Molecular function (GO): Hsp90 protein binding; protein-folding chaperone binding
Source: RefSeq, a predicted model, not a curated record